Bicyclus anynana (squinting bush brown) is the source of this 1923-nucleotide messenger RNA. It is a transcript of the gene Chi-h, whose product is annotated as chitinase A. The transcript has 2 exons. Lineage: Eukaryota; Metazoa; Arthropoda; Insecta; Lepidoptera; Nymphalidae. The record is from RefSeq and is a predicted model, not a curated record. Gene Ontology annotation, molecular function: chitinase activity; chitin binding. Gene Ontology annotation, biological process: chitin catabolic process; carbohydrate metabolic process. The coding region runs from base 140 to 1798 and encodes 552 amino acids.
CUCGGUCUAUUGUAGGCCGGCUUUAGUGCACCCAGCGCCGCCGCAUCCGUCACUCCUCUCGUAGAGAACCGCAUGUCUCGUAGUUCAGUGUUACACUGUGUCGGAUUUUGAUAAAACAUAAACACAAACAGAACCGGUCAUGAGGCAGGCGGUGGUCUUCGCGGCGCUGCUCGCGCUCGCCGAGUGCGGGCCCCCUGGGAAGCCGAACUUGGGAUGGGGUGAACGGACGUUCGCGAUCGUCGAAGUGAACCAAGCGGCCACGGCGUACAACCAGCUCGUGAAACGGCAUGACGCCGCCGAUGUCACUGUCACGUGGAACGUUUGGUCGGGAGACCCGGCCACGAGCUCCAAAGUUCUUCUAGAUGGCAAGCAGUACUGGUCCGGCGCAGGCUCUGCGACCUCCGCGACAUUCCCUGUCAAGAAAGGAGGAAGAUACCAGAUGAAAGUGGAACUCUGCAAUGCAGACGGUUGCAGCUCCUGUGAACCGACCGAAAUCGUUGUAGCCGAUACUGAUGGAAGCCAUUUACCUCCUCUGGACUUUUCAAUGGGAGAGAGGAAUAAGCCGUUCAAGCAGACAUCUGGGAAAGUCGUCGGUGCUUACUUUGUGGAGUGGGGUGUGUAUCCCAGGAAGUUCCCAGUCGACCGCAUCCCUGUUCCGAAUCUCACCCAUCUUUUGUACGGAUUCAUCCCGAUUUGCGGUGGAGACGGUAUCAACGACAGUUUGAAAGAAAUCGAGGGAAGCUUCCAAGCUUUACAACGAUCUUGCAGUGGCCGAGAGGACUUCAAGGUUUCCAUCCACGACCCUUGGGCAGCUUUACAGAAACCGCAGAAGGGACUGUCUUCCUGGAACGAACCUUACAAGGGCAAUUUCGGACAGUUGAUGUCGUUGAAGCAGAGGAGACCCGACUUGAAGAUUCUACCCUCAAUCGGUGGCUGGACUCUCGCUGAUCCCUUCUUCUUCUUCACCGAUCAGACAAAGAGACAUCGUUUCGUGGACUCUGUGAAAGAUUUCCUCAUGACCUGGAAGUUCUUCGAUGGUGUCGACAUCGAUUGGGAGUUCCCCGGAGGUAAGGGAGCCAACCCUGAUCUCGGAAGCCCAGAGGACGGUAAAAUCUACGUCACAUUGAUGAAGGAGUUGCGCGAAAUGCUUGAUGAACUGACAGUUUCGACCGGUAAGAAGUACGAGCUGACUUCUGCUAUCAGCUCCGGUUGGGACAAGAUCCAGGUUGUAGAUUACAGCAAGGCCCAGAACUACAUGGACCACAUCUUCUUGAUGAGUUACGAUUUCAAGGGAGCUUGGUCAAACGACACUUUGGGUCACCAAACUCCACUGUACGCGCCAGAAUGGAAUCCCAAAGAGACGUACACGACUGACUUUGGUGUUAAGUACCUGUUGGCUCAAGGGGUUAAUCCGAAGAAGAUUAUAGUGGGUGUAGCUAUGUAUGGCAGAGGCUGGACCGGUGUCAAUGGUUACAAAGACGGGAACCCCUUCACUGGCAACGCAACAGGACCCGUUAAAGGGACUUGGCAAGACGGAGUAGUGGACUACAGGGAAAUAGCCAAUGAAAUUGCACAGAGUCAGUGGGAGUUCCACUAUGACAAUGUAGCACAAGCCCCAUAUGUCUUCAGACCGUCGACCGGUGACCUGGUAACGUACGACAACGCGAGGUCCGUUAUUGAGAAGGGUAAAUACGUAAGGAAUAACAAACUAGGGGGUCUCUUCGCAUGGGAGAUCGACGCAGACAAUGGUGAUCUACUAAAUGCCAUGAACAUGGGUCUGGGCAACAAUCAGGCUUGAAUUUCGGUUUGAACCAUGAACGUAUUGUAAAUGUGAUCGUAUAUAAUAAGUUUGCUGUAAGUAAGGUCUCACAUAGGUCGUAGAUGUAUGAACGUAAUUUAUAAUAAAGACUGGUAAAUGUAUAA